AUGGGCGGCCCACCCCCGAGCUCGCCGCCGCCGCCGCGAAAGCUCAAGGUCCUGUGCCUGCACGGGUUCACGCAGAACGCGGAGACGUUCCGGAUGCGGACCGGGUCGAUACGAAAGCAGCUGAAGAGCAGGAUCGAUUUCGUCUUCGUGGACGCGCCGCACGACGCGUCCGGCGCGUUCGGCGAGAGCGACGCGUCGUCGCUGGGCGCCGCCGCGACGGGGGAGAGCGAGAACGACGUCGGGCCGAGGGCGUGGUGGCUCGUCGGCGAGAACGCGGUCGAGGACGCGCUCGCGGCCGCGUCGUCGGAGGCGCGCGACGAGGACGAGGUCGCCGACGCCGACGAGAACGAAGCGAAGCCGCCGACGCCGCCGACGCGACCGGCGAUGUCGAGACAGAUGCGCGGCUGGGACGCCACCGCGACGCGCAUCGCGGACGCCGUGCGAACCCUCGGCCCGUUCGACGGCGUGCUGGGGUUCUCGCAGGGCGCGUCCGCGGCGGCGCUCGCGCUCGCGCUCGUGCCGUCGCUGCGCGAGACGGUCGCGUUCGCGAUUCUCUUCAGCGGGUUCGCGCCGUUGGAUCCGACCGCGUCCGCCGCGCUGUUCGGUCCGCGAGACGACGGCGGCGGCGGCGGCGGCGGCGGCGGCGAUACCCUGCGCGGGGUUCGGUCGCUGCACGUGUGGGGCACCGCGGACGGGAUGGUGUCGAGGGAACGGUUCGAAGAACUCCGCUCCGCGUUUCGAACGCCGGAGCCGGAGACGUUCGAGCACGACGGCGGGCACGGCGUGCCGUUCAGCAAGGAGUUUCGAGCGGCGCUCAAAGCGUUCGCGCUCGCGGCGUGA
This is a messenger RNA of Micromonas pusilla CCMP1545, 840 nucleotides long. RefSeq lists its product as uncharacterized. Gene Ontology annotation, cellular component: cytoplasm; nucleus. The record is from RefSeq and is a predicted model, not a curated record. NCBI's taxonomy places the organism in Eukaryota, Viridiplantae, Chlorophyta, Mamiellophyceae, Mamiellales, Mamiellaceae. Gene Ontology annotation, molecular function: hydrolase activity. Bases 1 to 840 code for a protein of 279 amino acids. The transcript has a single exon.